AUGUGGCUGGUCUCCGAUAUAAUUAGACUUGUCCCCGUUUUCUUCAACUUGGUGCCAGGAGUGACUCUAAAUUCCUACAUAGUCGCUGUGUAUGUCCGGGAAUGGAGGAGGAAAAAAGGCUUCAAUGUGCCGGACAGAAUCGUCCUCUUGUUGGCUCUCACCGGGAUCGUCUACCAAAUCACUUUCACCAUCGAAGUUCUGAAAUUUUACUUUGAGUCUCACUCAUCACCGGGCAAAUCACUUCAAAUUUAUAUUGUUGUUUUUAACAUCUUUCUGAUGAAUGGGAACCUCUGGAACACGGCUUGGCUUUCCCUCUAUUACUGCCUGAAACUGGUCAAAUGUUCCCACCGCAUUUUCCUUCCGUUACAGAGAAGAUUGUCCUCUUCUAUCACCCAGAUCCUCAUCGUCUCCUUGGUAGGAUUGUUCUUCAUAUCUCUUCCCCUUCCUUGGACUUUACAUUUACAUUACAAAAUAAUCAAAGAUCCCUCUGGAAUGAAUCAUACACAUCCGGUUAUUGACAUGGAUGUCCGAUACGUUCCCCUCUAUAUGGUUCUUGGUUCUCUUCUCCCGUUUCUUCUGAUCUUCCUCUGCAUUGGGCUCAGUGUGAGGUCUCUCCUGAGUCAUGUCCACCAGAUCCGUCACCAUUCAUCUCAGUUCAGCUCAUCUCCACAACUAGAGGGUCACCUCCGAGCCGUCAGGACCAUGAUCCUCCAGGUCUGCCUUUGCUUGGCUCUGUAUCUGACUUUGUAUGAUGAUCUCCUGUUUCCCAUCGAGAUAGGAACCGUUGCUAAAGUCGUGUCUUUUACAAUCAUUACAUGUUACCCUUCUUUUCAAGCUGCCAUCUCAAUCCAGGGGAACCCUAAGUUAAGAAACAGACCCCCGACUCGUGAUACGCCCAUUUGCAGCACAUAG
Messenger RNA from Rana temporaria (common frog), 912 nucleotides. Its product is annotated as taste receptor type 2 member 40-like. NCBI's taxonomy places the organism in Eukaryota, Metazoa, Chordata, Amphibia, Anura, Ranidae. Gene Ontology annotation, molecular function: G protein-coupled receptor activity; bitter taste receptor activity. Gene Ontology annotation, biological process: detection of chemical stimulus involved in sensory perception of bitter taste; sensory perception of taste; G protein-coupled receptor signaling pathway. The record is from RefSeq and is a predicted model, not a curated record. Gene Ontology annotation, cellular component: membrane. The coding region runs from base 1 to 912 and encodes 303 amino acids. The transcript has a single exon.